This is a messenger RNA of Drosophila serrata, 554 nucleotides long. RefSeq names its product SUMO-conjugating enzyme UBC9-B-like. Lineage: Eukaryota; Metazoa; Arthropoda; Insecta; Diptera; Drosophilidae. The record is from RefSeq and is a predicted model, not a curated record.
CUGAGAUUGUUGAUCUGUAAACCCAACAUUGAAUAAUUUCAGUUGUGCUCUACGGGUGCUACAGUUAGAAAGUACGAUAAAAAAUUUGUGUUUUUAAAAGAAUUCCUAAGGUGAUGGAGGUCUCUGGUCAGCGCCUAUACUAUGAGUGGCAGAAGUGGCAGGCUUUUAAGGAUCGUCCUGUUGGAUUUAAAGCCGAGCCGUCGACCUUUUUAAAUGGUUCAUUCAAUCUGUACCAGUGGAAGUGCUUGAUUACUGGCCCAGAGUCAUCGCCAUGGGAGGGAGGCAAGUACACGGUGAUCAUGAGUUUUCCGCCCGAAUUCCCGAAAAUUCCACCCAAAUGCCGGAUCUUUCCGCCUAUAUUCCAUCCGAAUGUGUCUGACACGGGCGAUGUUUAUAUUCCCGAUCUGGCCGAGGAUAUGUGUUGGUCUCCGGAUUUUACCAUUGGACAGAUCCUGAUGCGCAUUCAGAAAAUUUUGGUACGAGAGAAUAGCACGUAAUACCGCAAUGGCAAGGGCACAAGAAGAUGAAUUUGGAAAUAGAGAUGAUGAUGAAAA